Molecule: messenger RNA, 6080 nt
Organism: Bombina bombina (fire-bellied toad)
Lineage: Eukaryota; Metazoa; Chordata; Amphibia; Anura; Bombinatoridae
Gene: PLEKHG4B
Product: pleckstrin homology and RhoGEF domain containing G4B
Exons: 24
Coding region: 196-5541 (1781 amino acids)
Molecular function (GO): guanyl-nucleotide exchange factor activity
Source: RefSeq, a predicted model, not a curated record
UGAACUUUCAAACGUGCAGGGAGUAGAUGAGAUUAACAGCAUUCCUUAGGGGGUUACUGUCCGGAGCACAGCAAUGGGGGCAAGAGCUAGAAACAACCCAUAUUUCCUGUACUGGAGUUAACAGAUUUGGAAAGCACAAGGAAAUGUAAUACAUAAUAUGUUUUUGGAUGAUCUGUGAAUUAAAGAGAGAAAGAAAUGUCUCGAAAAUCUCUUGUUCUUACUGGUCAGCAGUCAGGAAAACCUGUGGAUAGGAAUGAUGCCUCAUAUCUAAGCAUAAAGGAUUCCGAAUCACUUGACACCUAUAUUCAGAAUACUUUAUCUGCACUAUACCCACCAUUUGAAACCACAGCAGCCACAGUUCUUUGGCAACUUUUUGGGAUUGUCGAAAAGUUUUACAAAGGGGAUGGACUCCGAUGCCUAAUUGAUUUUCUUGUACCAGCUAAGAGAAUACUUCAGAGCAUUCAGCAACAAACCUGUGAUAACUACACUGGGGUAAUCUUUUAUCAUGAAGGCUGGCCAUUAUGCAUUCAUGAAAAAGUGGUUGUCCAGCUAGCAUCUCUACACAGGGUCCGUCUUAAGCCUGGUGAUUUUUAUUUCCAGAUUUAUCCACUUGGGAAACAGUCGGCAAAACUGGUUUUAAAAUGCCUCUCAAAACUUGGCACAGGAGUGGAAGAAGUGACUAUUCCUGAAACAAUGUAUGGUUGCAUCUUUACGUCAGAAUUUUUAGAGAAUGUCAAUUGCGCGAAUGAUGGAUUUCCCUUGCAAAAUUGUUUGCUAACAACUGGUACAGCUGUAUACAGAACACCUUGGAAAAAUAUAAUUAAUCCUAUUUUUGUCCCAACUGCAGAAACAAUAUUACAAAACUAUUCUGGAGCAUAUUUAAACCAUCUAAUUAACAAUAAUUCCAAUAGUAAGGGGAUGACACAAACAAUGGAAAGCAGUAGCUCACAUACCAGUUCAACCUCCAAUGAGACCUCAUCUACAGUUAUUGAAGUAUCAACAUUUACAGGCAAAAGUAGAAAACACGGACUGGAAUCUAGUUCUGGCGAAUCACUUGAAAGACCAUUUUCUGAAAGCUCUUUAGAAGGGCAGGAUGCAGAUGAUUCUACAAUAUCUCCCAAAGGCUCAAGUUUGGAUGAGGAAGCAACUCAAUGCACUGAUGAAUGCAAGGAAUUUCUAGAGUCCUCACCACAUUUGCAAAGCAGGAGAAGCAGUGCGAAAAGCAUAGCUUUUAGUACUGAUCUGAGUAGCCCUUGUCAAAGGCGACAAACAAGAGAUUCCUCAAGCUUUGAAAGUCGACGUUUGUUUAGGAAAUCCUAUUUAGAAGCUUUACAAAACCCUAUGCAUCUAGGAUCAAGCUCUGAAGAAUCCCUUACAGAGGAAAAGCCCCAGCCGCAGUUAGAAGCUAAUGAUUUAAAUGAGAAAAAUAAAUUAGUACAUUUACAAAUUUGUGAAAAACAAACUUUUCAUGCCCUCAAACUGUCCCCCAAGAAACACUUUAACAAAACCAUAUCUGCAGACAAUAAUGUAACACCAACAGUUAAAUCUGUUUCAACAAAUGAGUUACACAAACUAGCAGUUAGCCAUAUUUCUAACAGAAGGAGAUCUCUUUCGGUGGACAAGUUACAAAAGAAGUCGUCUACAAAGGAUUAUAGGUCAAGAAUGUAUUCUGAUGACCCAUCAAAUGCAAACAGUAAAAUGAGUUUGAAUGGCUUUCUGGGAAAAGAUGGAAGCCUAGAUUCUGGAAGCAAUUUGUCCAUUAAUUUGCAAAAUGACAGAUGUUGUAAAGAUAACACUGAUGUUUUCAUGAACAAUCACUCAAAUCCUAUAGAGGAUUCAAAACAACUGAUCAGCGAUUCGAGAGAGUCUUAUGUUGAGUCUAAAGAUUUGUUGUCACCGUCACAUGCAGAUGAGAUUUUUCACAAGUGGCCAAACCAAAUACCUGAAGUAAAUAAAGAACUGCUUCAGUCGGGAAUCAUAUAUUUGCCAGGAAACAGAGACCGAAGUGGAAGAGCAAUACUACAAAUUUGUGCAAAAAAUGCAAUCUGGUUAAAAGAAUAUUCCACAAGUAUAGAACUUUUACGCCUUCUAAUUUAUUACUACAUGAUACCAAGGAAGGAAGUUCGUGAUUUGGGAUUAGUAAUAUUAAUGGAUGCCAGGCGUAGUCACCCCAUUCCUGAACUUUUUAAAGCUUUUGUUAUGAUGCAGAAUUCUGUUCCCUACUCCAUUCAGAACAUUUUAAUAUUAGUUGACAAGGAAUCCACUUUCAGACCUGAAAAGGAUCCGUCCCUGCAGUAUGAGGUCUUAUCUUCCUUGAAAGCCUUGCAUAAGCAUAUUGACUAUAGACAACUGACCACAGAAUUUGAUGGACUGUUCCUUUACAAUCAUGAUGACUGGAUUUGUUUCCGCAGGAAAAUUGAACCAUUUAUUACUGACUGUAGAGAAGCCAUCAUUUUUCUGCAGAAUUCAAUCUGUUCAUUAAAUAUGAAAAGAAACUUAAAUUCUGUGCAAGAAGUUGCUGACCUUCUGGAAAAACACAGAACUAUGAUGAAGCUUGUCUUGGAAGAUCCGCUUCUCGUGUCAUUAAGAUUGGAGGGAGGAACAAACCUUGCAAGACUUAGGAAGGAUGAGUUCUUGAAUACAGAUGAUUACAGAGAUGCCAUGGAAACUAUAACCACAUUAUAUAACCAAGUUGAUGAAGAAGUUCACACGUUGGUUCUCCUGUCAAAUAAAUCUCUUCAGGAGCUGGAGAAGAUUCUUGAGAUAAAAAAGGUUGAGGAAUGCUUUGAGCAGAUUAAGCUUUGGUUUGAGACUGAAAAGCACACAUUUCUUGCCCCUUUGGAUGAUGAGACACUGUCUUUAGAGGUUUUAAAGACAAAACAAGAGCAAUACAAAGCUUUUAAUGACACAGUAGUGCUAAAUUGUGAAAAAGGAUUUCAGUUAAUGGAUGAAAGUAAGUCUCAGAACCCAGAGGGAUAUUUUCAGAAUUUCAAAACUUAUCUUGAUGGAAUUAAAGCUCAAACCGAAAAGCGAAAAACUGAACUGGAAAUAUUGCUCAAUUUGUAUGAAUUUUAUGAGACGGCAAAUAAAUGGAUGGUGCAUUGUAAUGACUAUCUAAAGCAAUUGACUACAGAGGUAAAAUACACACCUUCUGCAAUUCAGGACUUACAAAUGUAUCACCAAGAAGCCAAAAAAGUUUCUGCUGAAAAUUUUCACAAGGUUAAUGAGAUGGUUCUGAGCCUUGCAAGUGAAAAAGAACUUAAACAGUGGAAUAUCCUGUGGUUAAAAUGUCAACAAACAAGGCACUGUUUAGAAGAUGCACUGCAAGAGGCGCACAAAUCCUCUUAUAAGAAUAAUUUACUAAGAACAGUUGACAAUGCUUCCAUAAAAAUUGACUUGAAAGUUGAAAAUGGUUCAUCUCUGAGCAUCUCUGAUUUUGGGAAUGACUUAAACGGUAUUGGUUUUAAUAAUAAUAACAACAAUAUUCCUUUAAUUCAUCAAGAAAGAGACAGUCUUUUGCCAGGGGGGGUGUUAAAUGAAAUAAAAACAAAUCAACGUAUAGAUUUGCACUCACAAUAUAAUGAGGUAUUGUGUUCUCAGGAUGCCUCUUUCCUGCUAAGACGCGAAGAGGUUCUGAAAGACAUUGACCAGUGUGGAUCAGUCUCCUGUUAUUCAGAACCUGUUCGCUCUCCAACUUCUCGUCAUAAAAAACAUCCACUUAAAAAACUUCUAAAGAAAACACAAAGCUUUGAAUUUUCUCAACCUGAAAGUAUUCACAGUGACAUUCAUCGACAUGUCUAUACAGGAGUACACAUCAAGGGACUAGAAAUUGCUGGUAGUGUUUCAUCUGAAAGGUCCCAUUUUCACAAAUUUCAUAGCAAAAGUCCACAAAUGACCAGAAAUAGAAGUUUGUCAUCACCGUCACACAUGCAUUUGCAUGCAGAAGAACAGCGAACAAGAGGCAGAAGCAGCAAACUCCAUCAUAUCAUGGAUGAAAUGAUCACUACAGAAAGAGAGUAUGUGAGAUCCUUAGGAUACAUAAUUGACAACUAUUUCCCAGAAAUGGAGAGAUUAGACCUGCCUCAAGAUUUAAGAGGCAAACGGAAUAUUAUUUUUGGAAAUUUGGAGAAACUUUAUGAUUUUCACAGCCAGUAUUUCUUAAAGGAGUUGGAUCACUGUAUAGACUGUCCCUUAAGAGUCAGCAACUGCUUCCUGAAACAUGAAGAACAGUUUGGAAUGUAUGCUUUGUACAGCAAGAAUAAACCCCAAUCAGACACUUUGCUUAUAAGUCAUGGGAAUGCUUUCUUUAAGGAUAAACAGCAGGAUUUAGGGGACAAAAUGGAUUUGGCAUCAUACUUACUCAAACCCAUUCAAAGGAUGAGUAAAUAUGCUUUGCUUUUAAAAGAUAUGAUCAAAGAAUGUUGUAAAACUCAGGAGCAAGAACUCAGUGAUCUUAGAGCUGCAGAGGAAAUGGUCAAGUUUCAGCUGCGUCAUGGUAAUGACCUACUUGCCAUGGACGCUAUACGAGGAUGUGACGUUAAUCUAAAAGAGCAAGGACCGCUGAGAUGUCAGGAUGAAUUUAUUGUGUGGUGUGGAAGAAGGAAAUAUUUAAGGCAUGUCUUUCUUUUUGAAGACCUCAUUCUUUUCAGCAAGACUAAAAAAAUUGAUGGGGGAUAUGAUAUUUAUAUCUACAAGCAGUCAUACAAGACUGCAGAAAUUGGGAUGACUGAAAAUAUUGGAGAUAGCGGACUACGUUUUGAAAUUUGGUUUAGAAGACGAAAAUCUCAGGACACCUUCAUUAUCCAAGCAAGUUCAGCAGAGGUCAAAUCAACUUGGACUGACAUAAUAGGAAAAAUUCUUUGGAGACAAGCUUUAAGAAACAGAGAACUGAGAAUGCAAGAAAUGGUGUCAAUGGGCAUUGGAAACAAACCAUUUAUGGAUAUCAAACCUAGCGAUGCAGCAAUAAAUGACAGAGCCAUAGAUUAUAUGAUGAAGAGUUCAGAAACAAGAACUCGAGCAUCAAUAGCAGUUUCUACCUUUGACCACUCAACCCCAUUUAAAAGGCCUCAUUCUACUAUUUCUGAUAGUAGCACAUCUUCUUCAAGCAGCCAGUCCUCAUCAUCUCUCCUGGGAUCACUAAAUUUGCAUGUAUGUUCUAGCCCCCCUCAUUCCACAUUACCAGGACCACCUGCCUUCCAUUGGUCAUACGAGAUUGAGCCUUGUAUCGAAGAAGACGAACUGGAGCUAGAAACUGGUAGCCAGCCCUCUAUGAUAACCGAAAGCUCAGAAUCUUCUCAGUGCACUUCCGGUGAAAGCGUAAGUGGUCUCAGUAGUCUCAGUAACUCGGCCCACACCAGACUUUCCCAUGUUUCUCCUGAAACGUUUUCAGAUGAAGCUGCCUCUACUUCCAGUUCAAAGCCUCCUUCUCAGUGCACUUCUCCGGUCCUCCCUGACAAAAAUUCCAGGAUCCAAACUGGAAGCAACCAUUUUGUCACAGCAAACAAACCUUCUCAAACAUUAGACAUCUCACCAAUGGUUUGACUGUGAAUCCUUAAUUCACUUUAAAUUUGAAGACCUGGCAUCUUGAAUUAAAUAUUCAGGAUCAAAUGAAGGCAUCUGAUGUCCUCAGUGUUAACUAUCUUUGCGAGAUGUGUGACUUAAUUCAGCCAUAAAGUGAUUUUCUGGAUUAUGUUAACAUGCAAAUUCCACAUUCUAUGUAGUUCUGUACAUUAUUGUGUAUGUAGAAGCAUUUUAUUUUAUAACUAUGUAGAAAAUGUGUGUAGAAAGCUAGCAAAUGUAUAAAAUGUAAGCUGUAAUAUUGUACAUAUUUAUUUUAUUGCUUUACUUAUUAAACACUUAAGUAAAAUGAUAUUACUGUAAUAGAGGCUUCCAUUUGUGCCUCUUUCUGCCUAUGUAUAGAAGUCAUAUGACUUGUGACUAAGAUGUAAAAAUGUGUUUUUUUAAACUAUAUCAUUUAGAUAUUAGAACGUUAUGUCAACUUAAAAACAUGAAAUGCUGCCAUUUUGUUUAAAAAAUGUAAACCUUGUGUUUUAUAAUAAAAUUUAAAAUUAUUAUUCUCA